AUGGAGGAAGAUAUAAUUCAAGAAGAUAAUGUGAUUAAUAAUAUUCUACCCGGGAUAAGUAAUGUUGAGGAGUCGGAGAUUUGUUUAGUGGAGAAGAAUACUACACAACGAGAGGAAGAAAUGCUUGAGGACUCUAGUUCUAGAGUUAUUCGUAAUAAGAGACCGCGGGAGGAGGAUGAGGAAGAAGAGUGGAUAGCGGUAGGAAGAAAUGGAAAGAGAGUGGGACAGAAGGUUGAUGUGUACAUUAAUAAUUCCGAAAAGCUACCGAAGCAAUUCGCGCUUGCUAAAUUAUUAAGGUCAAAUAACAUUAGUAGUGUUAGCCGGGUAAAAUAUAUAAACCCCUAUAAAGUGUUCAUACAGUUUGAAAAUGCAGAAAGUGCUGAGGAGUUGAUCAAUUGCAAACCUUUGCAAGAUUUAGGAUGGAGAUGCCAAAAACCACUCGAAGUUGUUAUAUCUUACGGCGUUAUUAAGAAUGUAGAAUUGGACUUGAGUGAAAAAGACAUGUUAGAAGUUAUUUCAAGCAAUUGUGAACUGAUAGCGGUAAAACGUUUAAAACGCAGGAAUAAGGACGGUAACGGCUGGGAAGAAAGUGAGUCAAUACGUCUGGGGUUCAAGGGUCCCUCACUACCAACGUGUGUCUACAUCUACGGCAUGAAGAUAAAUGUCGACCCAUACGUGUUCCCAGUUACCCAGUGUUCCAGGUGCUGGCGAUUUGGGCACUCCUUGCGUGUUUGUCCAAGCAAAAAGGUUGUGUGCCCUAAGUGUGGCAAGGGUCACGCUAACUGUGAGACUACCUCAUAUAAAUGUGUGAAUUGUACAGGAAACCAUUUAUGCCUGGAUAGACUCGUGUCCUGCGUUUAA
This is a messenger RNA of Parnassius apollo (apollo), 861 nucleotides long. Lineage: Eukaryota; Metazoa; Arthropoda; Insecta; Lepidoptera; Papilionidae. The record is from the annotation of a GenBank genome assembly.